UGAUUAAUGAAUUUUUUUGUGGGAUUAAGGAUUAAGGAUUAAUGUUAUUCCGGGAUUAGAUUAGUCCAGGAUUAAUUAAAUAAUUCAAUUUGCUGGGAUUAAGGAUUAAGGAUUAAUUCACAAUGCUUUUGAAUUCGGGAUUAAGGAUUAAGGAUUAAUUAAUCCUGAUUAAUUCAUGAUUAAGGAUUAAUAUAAUUUUUAUUUUCCUGCACAGAAUUAUCGACACAGCGAUAUUAAUGUGUCAAAUCUCAAAUACUUACAAAACGUGCAAUAUAUAGUAGUGUUGCGUUAAGUACGUAAUAAAAAUCAAUGUUGGAAUAAUAUCCCCGCCAAUUACGGCAAGUUUUGGUGCACAAGCUAUGCCCCUGGCCUUUACAGAGCCACAAGACUUGUCAAGUUCUUCGACAUCAAAAAAUGUGCCGGUCAAAACGAAUGGCAAACCUUUCAGUUCAGUUAGAUUCCUGUUCGCCAUGAUUAACGAUUGAAUCAGUACUUUUAUGGAAGCAACAAUAUAAAGUUAAAAAAUAUAAUGCAUGCUAGAUAAUUUCAGGAGAGGAAAGUAGAAAGAAUGGAAAAAUAUCACAUGGUUGAGAAUAACUGUUACCUUGCUCAUUCGCAGUAUUAAUCUCUCGUGAGAAUUAAUCCUAAUCACGAUUAAGGAUUAAUAAUUUGGGCAUGCUUCGUCGGGAUUAAGCAUUAAGGAUUAAUGGAGCAAAAAUAUUUCGUCGGGAUUAAGGAUUAAGGAUUGAUUUCACACAUUUUUUUGUUGGGAUUAAGCAUUAAGGAUUAUUAAUCCUUAAUCCCAAUCCUUAAUCCGUUAAUCACGAUUAAUUAAUCACGGAUCUCUGCAGAUUGGCAUUUCCCACGAUGGCCCAGCAGGCCGAAAGAGCCAGGCUUCUCUGCGCACUCAUCGACGCUCAGAAGGCAAAACCUGAACAUUUUGAAGCAGGUAGGGCAGCCGCUCAAGCAAUUUCCCUUAGCCUACAACGACGAGAAGACUUAUCCGUGGCCGAGGUCCGUUUUUCGGGUAGUAUUGCGAGAGGAUCGUCCCUUAACAGCUCGGAUUUUGACUUGGUCGUCUUCCUCAACAAUGUGGAACCACCUUUCUCUUCUCGCAUUGUUGAUACAAUUCAAAAGGCCGUCCGACAAGCUAGAGUCCCCGGUGGGAUGAUUUACUAUCGAGGAAAGAACAACAAGCUGGUAAAAGCAUCCGCGCAAAUUGGAGAGUUCGACUUGAAGUUUGACAUUAGCAUCGCAUCAGCGAUUGUAUCCCGUGUCGACGACGGGCAAACCGAAGUUACCCGGGCUGCGUUGGAGAUGGAGGAGGGUGGGGAAGCCUCACUGCGAGAAAUCAGCCCGGUUUUUGCUGAAGCUACGAUGUUAUUCUUUCGAGAUGUAACGUCACCGAUGCUGGAAGCUAUUCGCGUCGCGAAGUAUUGGAAUAACAAGGUAAAUCUGCACGGCGUCAAAAUCCAUGGGAUCUCACUUAUCGUAGAGUUGGUCACACUCGAGGCGAAUCAUCCUUCGGAGGGGACGGAUUUGGAAGCCAGAUUUGUCAAGUUUUUGCGAGCAAUGCAACAUUUGGCCGAGCAAGAAGUAACUGUGACAGCGUAUGGUCCCGAUCGCCUCUGUUCAUGGUUUUCCCGGCCGACUCCACGUAUUUUGGCUUUCGCAAAUCCUGAUGAUAACUUGGGGGAACAAUUCCAAUCUGGUGAACCUGCCCAUAGUGCGUUGGCACACUACAAGAAAGCCGCAACUGAAACGCUGGAGAAAAUUGAGAAAGCGUGGCAAGGUUUGGAUUAUUAUCAAAAUCCGGCAAAUUGGUUUUAA
Molecule: messenger RNA, 1830 nt
Organism: Folsomia candida
Lineage: Eukaryota; Metazoa; Arthropoda; Collembola; Entomobryomorpha; Isotomidae
Exons: 2
Coding region: 868-1830 (320 amino acids)
Molecular function (GO): nucleotidyltransferase activity
Source: RefSeq, a predicted model, not a curated record